CCGACAUCACUAUUAUACCUGUCCCUUUCUUGCACUUCCGUCAAUCAUCUGUUUAGUCUAUGGUUUUUCACAAGUGUCGCGCUGUGUAGAAAGUGGACUAUUUGUAAAUAUUGUAUAAUUGUAAAUAAUCCGUGUUUCAUGUUUUCAAAUUAUUAAUUUACAUAUUUAAUUGUUCGUGUAAGUGCUUAAUGGAUGUGAAGGUGAUAUAAAGCUGAUAAACAACGGUGAAAUCGCAAUGGUGAUGGAAGCCGAUCCAAUUGCUGAAAAACACACGGACGAACGCGUCCUACCGCCGCUGAAACCACGCGCGGGCGGCGACGUCAACGUCAUCCCGGAGCGUUCAGUCAGCUCGCUGGACCUCAUGUCAUACUCCACGCCUUCCAACCUAGUCCUCACACCUGCUCCGGAAUGCCGAAAGCUGUCCCGCGGCAUAUCCCGAGCGACAGACAAUGAGGGUCUGGUGUGGGCGCUACGCAGUAACACAGAGCCUGACCUGCAGACCCUGAGCUCCGAACACAUAUUGCUGCUGCCAGAUAUAUCUAUAUAUCCACCGGAGUUCAGAACAUUCAUCGAAAAGGAUCUCCUCGAGACAGCCACAUUACAUACAUUAGAGUCUUCCUGUAUCCUCAACUGGUGGCGGCAAGGGCGCGUACCCGGCGCCCCUAGACUUCUACCAUUAGCUACUUCCGGAGAUGGGAACUGUUUGCCUCAUGCGGCGUCAUUAGCUGCUUAUGGAUUCCAUGACAGACUGCUUGCGUUGAGAACGAAGGUCCAAGCGUUGCUGUGCGGAGAAGGCGGAGAUGCUCUCACAAAUGCCAUAAAACGGCGCUGGCGCUGGUCGGAAAGCCUCUCCCUCCGCAGCGCGGGCCUCACCCCCUCCGAGGCGGAGUGGGAGCGCGAGUGGCAGGACGCCGUGCGCGCCGCCUCCGCGCAACCACGCCCCAAGCCCGCUCCCAGUGCGGCCCCACAUUAUGAUGGCUUGGAACAACUUCAUGUGUUUGCUUUGGCACAUGUUAUGAGAAGACCUGUUAUAGUUUUUGCUGAUGUCGCUUUAAGGGAUUUCCGUGGCGACCCAGUAGCCCCCAUCCCAUUCGGUGGCAUCUACCUCCCGCUCGAGCUAGAACCGGCCGUCUGCAGCAAAGCACCCAUAUUGCUGGCUUACGACGCCGGCCAUUUUUCGGCGUUGGUUCCUUGCGAGCCAUUACCCACUGACGGGGCCAGAGUGCCACUUGAAGACAGCACGGGGACCGCGAUGCCUAUCAGGUUCAAUGUCGAUCCCGGCGAAGAUUUCCGCUGGGACACCGAACCGGACCAGAAAACCAUAAACAACCUCCUCCCCGACGAAUACCAGCGUUCAGCCAUGAUGGCUGCCUACCUCGACCUAGAGCGCGUCGAAUGCCUCUCCCAAAACCCUCCGCCAGAAGAACUUAGAAGAUCUUUAGACGCACUAUCAACCAAGAGCUCAAAACAGUUGAAUUCCGUGGCUAAACAAUUUGGGAGUAUAGGACGGUCUAUGAGUAGUAAAUUGAAGAAGAAUUUCGGUUCGAUGGCGAAAUUAACGGGGAAAAGUCAGAGUAAUCCAGAGGAGGGGUUGAUGAGGAGACAGAGUACGUGUGAGGUGUUGUGCUGUAGGGUGCUGGCGGCCAGGGCACCUGUUCAAGAGGAAAUGGUGAAGAAUUACCUUAAUGAGACGUGGAUUAGCUUCACGGCGGAGAAGAACCGUCGCGCCCAACCCCAGUCGCCCCCGCCCUCGUCGGCGCCGCGCUACGGCACGGGGCGCUCGCAGUUCUACGCCGACGCGGGCGCGCCGAGCCACGAGCGCGCCGGCGCGCUGUCCCACAAGUCCUCCAAGCCCGCGCCCGACCGGACGCUCUACCUCUCCAAGUCCACCUUCUACGACGACCGCCCGCCCGAGCCGAAGCCCUGCAAGGCCCAGCUGUGUAUGUAUUACGGGAGUCCCGAGAAUAAUGAUUACUGUUCGAGGUGCUCGAGACUUCAGUACGAUUAAGCGCUUCCGGGUGGUGUUGCGGAUUUUUGUAAGAUCUCGAGAGUCAUGUUUGCUAAUUAAAAAAAAUCUAAAGUGUCAAAUCCUCUUUUGUGUUGUAAUAGAACAGAAAAAAUCGUUCGGGAGUGCAAAAAAAUUACAAUAAUUUCGACCAAAACUCCUAUAACAGACAAAAAAAUAAAAACGUUCUCCCGACCAUUUUGGAAUUCUCAAAAGAGGUUAUAGAUGUAGAUACGGUUUAAGUUUCGGGUAAAAGUUUGGAACUCGGGUAACCCUUUCUGUUAAUUUUUUUUUCUUUAAUACUUACCUAAAAAUUGUCUCAACAGUUUUAACACUAUAACUGUAAACAUAGAGAACUAUAUAUAAAGAAAUCCAACCCUUCCCAUAGUUCAAUAUAUAAUGUAUGAAUAAAAAACAUACCCCCUCUUGUACAAAAAAUGUUUACAAGACACCAAUAAUUCUAAUAAUAAUAAUUUAAAUCCGCAACAUUGCUUUCAAAUAUCAGAGUUUUCUAGUUCCGUUAGAUUAUAAUAAUUUAAGAUAAGAAAGAAUAGUAAAGUCAUAUAGGGAGUUCUUAAAAUAUGUUCUCUUUCUAAUAAACUAUGUCAAAGUGACAGAUAAGAACAAACAUUUUAUUCCUUAUUAAACGUUUAUAGAACGUAUAGAAUUUCCAAUAGUACUCCAGAAUAGCGAAAUCUUACGAAUAUUUUUUGUUUUUUUGCUUAUGAAUGUUGUUUAAAGUGUUAUAUUGACAGCUUAUUAUGCAAUGAACUAACUUUAGUCAAUUCGCAAAGUCUAUAUUUGUAGUGGUAUCGCUUUACUAAAAGCAACUACCAAAUAACUUCAUGCUCUUCGAGAAUACUUUUGAUAUCAUAACGAUCAUAAAGCGAGGAUAGAAGCCAUUUUUAUUAAAUAAAAAAAAGAACUACCUUUGCUUCCAUUUUUUUAAAUGAAAAUCUGUUAUUGUUCAUUUAAAAAUAGGAAUAUAAAAUAUCUUAUAGAGAAAGGAAUCAACCUUGUUUUGAAAAUACAUAUACAAUUCAAUAUGUUUAUUUCAUGAUAAUGUAAUUUAAGAAUUCCCAAUAUAUGGAUAAAGCAGUUAUAUUUUUAUGAGGCAAACUAUUUUCCUACAUUAAUAAAAAUGUAGUUAUAAGCUCGUUAUAAGAUUCUAAUAGGAUAAGUUUUCAAAAUUUCAAAUUAUCGUGAUAAGAUUAACUCAUUUGUUUAUACUUAUUUAAUUAAAUCAUGUGUUUUCCCAUCCACAUUAACCUUUUAACCGUUAUAUAGAGAGAGAAAGAAGUGGGUUUUCUAGUUAUAUUUAAUUGAAAAAAAAAAAAACAAUAUAUGAGUCGCUUAACUUCAAACUCGGGUAAAUCCAUCUGUCAGAUUAUGCUAUUUUGGUAUUAAGAAAAGGUAAUAGGGUAGAUAUUUGCUGAGAGGGUCGAAUGGAUUUACCUGAGUUUGAAAUUAAGCUACACAUAUGGCGGUUACAAAGUUAGCGUAGUAACAAAAGUCGCCAUGUGAUUUUAAUUCCUUAUUACUUAUGUCCUUAUGUUAUAAAAAAACAAAAAAGUUAUUGAUUGUACAGGAGGUGUUCAUCAGAUCAGGGUAUUUUUUUUUAAUUUGUACCUACUUUUUCUAAUUUAAGCAUUUUAUGUUAUUUAUACUCAGAAUCACAAUCUGUUUCGGUACUAAUAAGAAAAAAAAACACUAUUUUUUUUCUAUUAGGAUCGAAAUUCGAAAGAGCUUGUGAUUCUGAGUACAAUGAACAUAUAAAAAAAUCCCAAAUUUGAAAAAAGUGUGGUGUACAACUUUAAUUACAAUGAGUCAUUGUGCAGUUUUUUCUUAGAUGUCCUCCUCCACUAUACUAUUUGAUAAAAUAAAACUUUAAGCGACUGGUUAUGGAACAAGUGCCAAAAGUGGCUUACAAUAUUUAACUGGCAAUUUCAGUGUUACGUGGACCAUACUGAAAGUUUCUGGAUUUUGAUAAUUAUAUGAGACGAAUAAUUUUUUCUACGUGGCCAGUUCCAGGAAUUUUCAGUAUGCCCUAAGUAAGAGAACAGAGUCGGCUUUUACCGAUUCCGCGCCGACAUAUCUGGGGAGACCCUUACCCGCCAUCAAAUUUGCCAAAAAAAGUGGGUUAUGAUGAUUUAAAAAUUCGUUCUGCAAAUCACAAUGGAUACAAUGAGCGAGAAAAAAUGUUAACAUUUCACAUGUUAUUUUUGAAAACCGUAUUGUUUCGAAAUAAGCGGGCAUCGCUGGCUGGUUUGACGGUACUGAGAAGCUUAGAGCAUUUAGUAACUGGAGACGCCUUAGCUGUCAAAACAGUCUGCCGAUUUUUGCGGGGGAGGGGCGAGUCAAAUGUAUGGCUAUUUGUACAUGAUAUGUACGUAACGUAUAAAUAGCCAUGUCAGAUAAACGUCAGUCCAUACAAAAGUUUGCACAAUUGUGCAAGGUUUUCGGCAGAGGGGUAAGCUCGUAAAGGCGACUCCGGUUAUUAAAUGCUCAUAGCUGAGAAGUCAUUAAAUACGAACCAUGGAACCUUAUCACAGCAAAUUGUUUAUGUCUAUUGAUAUUAAAGUAUUGUAGUUUUAUAGUUAUAUUAUUGUGAAAGAGUUAUUAUAAUUAUCAUGUUGAGGUGUUUUGUUCACCAUUCUACCUCAAGCGCAGCAAAUAAUAUUAUAAACAUAACGGUUAUUGUUAUUCCGAAUAUAUUUUAUCGAGUCUUGUUAUUGAAUAACCUCAGAAGAAAUAUAUAUACAAUUUUGAACUUUGUUACCUAGAAAUAAAGUACCAAAUUGUGUACAUAUUUAUGUGGGUCAUUAUACUGUGAAUUAGGGUCGCCAUAUGGAAAAAAUGGACGUCAAUCUACAAAUCCUGAUCAAUUCCUCAAUAAAUCCUGACAUAUCCCGGAAAAUCCUGACGUAUGGUAUGGCAACCCUAACUGUGAUGCCCGCUACACACUACGCUAUGGUAUUUGUACAAAUAUGGCUGCGUUAUUUUUCUUUACGAUAUUAAGGGAAGAGAUUCAACAAGAAUAUUUCGACGAAUAUUGCGAUGUAUUUUAGCAUGUUGAAAAGUAUAUAAUUUCAUUUCAGUCCAUUAAAAAAUCCUGCAUUAAAGUUGGUACUUAUUUCAAAUGUAUUAUCUUGAAAUUUUUCAAAUAUCAGGGUAAACUUGGGCCCAUUUGUCGAACGGUAUUAAGACUAAUAUUAUUAGUUCACGAACUAUCAAAUCGUAUGGGUUACCAUGACAACACACUAAUAAUAUUAGACUAAUAUCGUUCGAGAAAUGGGCCCCUGAUGUUGUCACGUAUUAGAGUUUAAUUCGAUAUUAGAAUCAACGAGCUUCGAUAUACCCGUCCUUGUUUGCCUGGUUCGAAAAUGUGAAACAUAAUAUUGAUCUUCUAGUCUUAUACUUAGAAUAGAUAAUAUAUGCGAGUGAUCUAGAAUAAGUACUUUUAAGUAUUAUACAGGUAAACCAUUUUUAAAAUGCACGCCCCCGAGUGAGUAAUCUUAUGUACCGUACGCGAACGCAACUCACACAAAUACAGCGACGCUUUUGCUGUUUGUGUGUUACUUCAGCGAAAGUGAAAUUCUAUUCAUUUAUUUACUUGUCCCAUAAAAAAAUGAAAUUUGUAGUGAAGGAAAUAUGGUUGAACUUUUGUUUUGAAAUCGAACGUAACAAAAAAAAUGCAACUAUUCCAAUUGAAAAUGGUUUAAAUUACAUUGAAGUGAUUAUUACUACUGUGAACCUUAUUACAAUAUUUACAAUGCACCUAUGAGCGUAGGUGCUCUAGAGGGGCGUGCAUUUUUAAAAUGGUUAACCUCAACAGGUGUGUUCCCUGUAAUAUUUUCGAAUUUUAUUGUUUGUGUCAUUUCGUUUUUAUUGUUUACGUCAUCUCCAGUUUUGUUAUCCUUAUUGUUAGUAUGUGAGUAACAAAUAUCUUAAAUAUAGCCUUAAAGAUCUAUUUACAGCCUGGCAAAAAAGAAUAGAAUUAAAAAGUGGCAACACUAGUGUCGUCCCGUUCUCUUAUAUAAAUUGAUUUGAAAGGGACGACACUACAGUGUUGCCACUUUUUAAUUUCUACUCUUUUUUGCCAGACUGUACGACUUAUGGUGAGAACAUGACAAUGCCUUUAACUAAAAGCUUGUUAGUUAGGGGUUCAUUCAGAUGUAUACUAAUCUAUCUAAUAAAUAAAAUUUAAAACGUAUAUUUAAAAAAUAUAUUUUUUCAUGUAACAAUAGAGGCAGCAUAUCAUGUUUUGUAGAAAUACAAUAAUUUUAUGACUACAAA
Messenger RNA from Cydia splendana, 6301 nucleotides. Its product is annotated as OTU domain-containing protein 7B-like. Gene Ontology annotation, cellular component: cytoplasm; nucleus. The transcript is spliced from 9 exons. Lineage: Eukaryota; Metazoa; Arthropoda; Insecta; Lepidoptera; Tortricidae. The coding region runs from base 236 to 2008 and encodes 590 amino acids. Gene Ontology annotation, biological process: protein K63-linked deubiquitination; protein deubiquitination involved in ubiquitin-dependent protein catabolic process; protein K48-linked deubiquitination. The record is from RefSeq and is a predicted model, not a curated record. Gene Ontology annotation, molecular function: zinc ion binding; DNA binding; K63-linked polyubiquitin modification-dependent protein binding.